AUGUCGGGGUCGCGUUGUUUUCUCGGCCGGGGGGAUCCAGUUGUCCAGAAGGUGGCGGAGACCCGCGGCGACUUCGUCACGGUCGGAGCUGUACCUCGGGGGUCCAUCUGCUGGGCGGACAAUAACGCUCUGGAUAGAUAUUGGCGGUACGGUAGAACCGAGGGCCGAGCGGAGGAAUUUACGGGUUUGGCGGCAGUUAAACCAUGCAGUAAGUUGUUGCACCCUCGUUUGUCGGAGACUGGUAGUACGCCAGUCCCGACGCUUGCGGCACACAUUGGUCCAGCGUGUGAUGCCCUGUCGGAGCCAGUGGUCCCAGUCGUGGGCUGGGUCCUGUGGGGUAGGCAUUGUGGUCCACCAUUCGCCAACCGCGAUGGCUCCAACGCGGUGCCAGCACGAGGUGGGGAGCAGGUGAGCAAGUCGGGUGUAUUCUGCGCCAGUUCGUGGUGCCGCCUCGUGUAG
Aphanomyces astaci is the source of this 459-nucleotide messenger RNA. RefSeq lists its product as hypothetical. Bases 1 to 459 code for a protein of 152 amino acids. The transcript is spliced from 2 exons. Lineage: Eukaryota; Oomycota; Saprolegniomycetes; Saprolegniales; Verrucalvaceae. The record is from RefSeq and is a predicted model, not a curated record.